GGGGCGGGGAGAAAAGCAGCUGAUGGGGUUUUUUUGUGGGGGGAGAGAAUUGCAGCAGCGACAGCAAGAGGAGGGAAAGGGAAACUUGGGAAGAUUUCGCCGUGGAAGAAGCUGAUCCUUUCUAAUGGAGCAGACGGGGUUGCAAAGAGAGAGGGAAAUCCUUUGAAAAUCCGUGAGGGGGCUCUGUUAACAAAAGGGAGGAACUACGGCGGGGGCGAGCAGAGCAGAGCAAAGGGAACUAUGCAAGCAGAGGCUGCUUCGGUCGCUGCUGCUGUUGCUGCUGGAGUCGCCAGGCUGGAGUUUCCCAAGAUGAGAACAGAAGGCAGAUGGGGGGACAGGCCGGCUACUGCCAUUGAGCAAGGUAGACUGCAGUCAUGCCAUGUGCUGACACAAUGACAGCGAACACAGUCGCCAGCGUGAGCAUCAAGCCUAAGACCAGUGUUUGCAACGCUAUUGAGAGGAGCAGGUUUAAAAGUCUAAAUAAUACAACCACAAAGGCAGAACUUUGGUGCAGGCCUUCAAAGAGGAAGUGCUCAGAGACUGUUACCAUCACGCCCAAACUGGUACAGAAAGCAGAGCCAUCUCCUGUGGUAGAGAGCACACUGAAGGCACUGGAGAACUUGAUGUUGGAUCCGAGGAUAGACUGCAUUCAGCAGAACAUGCUCAGUCCCAAGAUGAUCAUUGGCGACCCUUCUGUAGAACUAAACAUCCGAGAAAGCAGCAAGAUUAUAAGGAAGCAACUGGGAGGUGCUCCAAGCCUGCGGGCUGUUGGGAAAGCAAGUUUGAAAAGCAAGCCUUCGAGCAUCAAGGACAAGAUUUCGGAGUGGGAAGGCAAGAAGGAAGCUCUGUCUCCUGCGUUGGCGUGGAAGGAGGAAGAGCAAGGAGUUAAAGAGGAGCUCAGUUCGUUUUUGGGCGCGGUGGAGAAGAUGACCAGGGAAAAUGCAGCGGUGAGGGACGUGGACGCCAAGAGGCUUGUAAACUGGCAGCUGGAAUGCAAAGGCGCGAGCAAAGAGAACGAGAGGAGAAUCGGGGUGCUGAAAUGUGUUGGAGAGAGGAAAGCAGACAUGAAGCUGAAGGAAGAUGAACCCGCAUCCAACACUGGCAGGAGCACCGAGUUGAAGGAAGGGAAGAAAGAGGUCCAGAAGGAGAAUGUGUCUGUCCUGAGUCAGGUCAAGAAGCUGGAGCAGGCCUUGAAGGGAGGAGCAUCGGCAGAGCUGCAGCCCCAGUUGCCAGGUACUUACUAUUCCCCGCACUGCCUGCAAGAGAAGGCGGACGAGGGGCAGAGUCCCUCUGAAGGCCAGGAAAGCCGGACGGAGCUUGGGAAACGGCUUCUCAGCUGGGACUCCGAAGCUGGUGAGCCUAUCUUUGGGACUCUGGAAGAGGUGAAAGCGUCCCGUGCAAAAUGCAAGCCCGGGAAUGAGGAAAAUGUCUACACAGAGCCAGGAUUGCUUGAUAAGAAGCCUUUUAUCAAUCCGCUGCCCAAGCCUCGGCGGACUUUCAAGCACGAGGGCGAAGAGGGAUGGAUUCCGCCAGUUAGGAAUAAGCGAAAUUUGCCCCCUCUGCCUUCUAUUCCACCUCCUCCCCUCCCUUCUUCACCCCCUCCUUCGGCCGUCAGCAGAAGACUGAGGAAUGGGAAGCAUAAGGCGAACACAGAUCACAGGAAGUCCUAUGAGUUUGAAGAUUUGUUGCAGUCCUCUUCCGAGAAUGGCCGGGUAGAUUGGUAUGCCCAGACCAAGCUGGCCCUAACACGCACUUUAUCAGAGGAAAAUGUCUAUGAAGAUAUUUUAGAUCCACCAGCAAAAGAGAACCCCUAUGAAGAUAUUGAGACAAAUAGCCGCUGCUUGGGGAAGAAAUGUGUCCUGAACUUCCAAGCGUCUCCUUCAUCUUCGGUCCCUGGCACACCCACAAAGCUGCUCUCCAAGCCCAUCUUCUUUCGGCAGAAUUCAGAACGGCGGAGUUUCAAGCUAUUAGACAUACGGAAAUCAAACCGAGACGGGACAUGUUCUCCUUCCAGAAUCAGUCCCCCUUCCACCCCUAGUAGCCCUGACGAUACUUUCUUCUCCUUGGGUGAUACUCAAAAUGGCAAGAGGAGGAGAAAAAUUCCUAAGCAGCUGGUGUUAAAAAUCAAUGCCAUCUAUGAAGCGCGAAGAGGGAAGAAGCGAGUCAAGAGGUUGUCACAGUCCACAGAGAGCAGCUCAGGAAGAGUUACAGAUGAGAAUAGCGAAUCGGACAGCGACACUGAAGAGAAGCUUAAAGCUCACAGCCAGCGCCUGGUUCAUGUGAAGUCUCGCCUGAAACAAGCCCCCAGAUACCAAACCUUGGAGCGGGAUCUCAUCGAGUACCAAGAAAGGCAACUCUUUGAGUACUUCGUAGUGGUCUCGUUGCACAAGAAGCAGGCUUGUGCCCCGUAUGUCCCUGAAGUCACCCAGCAGUUUCCAUUAAAGGUGGGCCAUCUUGAACGUUCCUUCAAAUUCAUGAGGGAAGCAGAGGACCAGCUAAAAGCCAUCCCUCAGUUUUGCUUCCCUGAUGCUAAAGACUGGACACCCGUCUGCCAGUUUAGCAGUGAGACUUUCUCAUUUGUCUUGACUAGUGAAGAUGGCAGUCGAAGGUUCGGAUACUGCAGAAGGCUACUGCCCAGUGGGAAAGGGAAGAGACUUCCUGAAGUUUACUGCAUUGUGAGCCGUCUUGGAUGUUUCAACCUCUUUUCUAAGAUCUUGGAUGAGGUUGAGAAAAGGCGUGGGAUUUCGCCUGCUUUGGUACAGCCCCUUAUGAGAAGCGUGAUGGAGGCUCCUUUUCCAGCUCUGGGCCGAACCAUCAGCAUCAAGAACUUCCUGCCUGGCUCCGGGACAGAAGUGAUAGAGCUGCGCCGACCACUUGACUCGAGGCUCGAGCACGUUGACUUUGAGUCCCUGUUCUCCUCGCUCAGCAUCCGGCACUUAAGCAAAGUCUUUGCUUCCCUGCUGCUAGAGAGGAGGGUGAUAUUUAUAGCAGACAAACUCAGCACCUUGUCGAAAUGCUGCCAUGCCAUGGUGGCCCUUCUCUAUCCCUUCACGUGGCAGCACACCUACAUCCCUGUGCUUCCCCCUUCGAUGAUUGACAUCGUGUGCUCGCCAACCCCCUUUCUGAUCGGCCUGCUCUCCAGUUCGCUGUCCCGCCUCAAGGAGCUGCCCGUGGAAGAGGUCCUUGUGGUUGACCUUGUGAAUAACCGGUUUCUCAGGCAGAUGGAAGAUGAGGACUCUAUUUUACCUCGGAAGUUGCAAGCAGCGCUCGAACACAUCCUGGAGCAAAGGAACGAGCUGGCAAGUGACAAGGAAGAGGGCGCUCCCAACGGCAAGCAAGAGUCCAGCCCCUUGAACGAAGUGGUGUCAGAAGCGUUUGUCCGCUUCUUUGUGGAGAUUGUGGGGCACUACUCCCUCUUCCUGACUCCCUCCGAGAGGGAAGAGAGGACCCUGCAGCGGGAGGCCUUCCGAAAGUCGGUCUCUUCCAAGAGCCUCCGGCGUUUCUUGGAGGUCUUCAUGGAGACGCAAAUGUUUGGAGGCUUCAUUCAGGAGCGAGAGUUGCGGAAACAGGGUGCUAAAGGUUUGUUUGAGGUACGUGCCCAAGAGUACCUAGAAACCCUUCCCAGCGGAGAGCAGAGUGGAGUCAAUAAAUUCCUGAAAGGGUUAGGUAGCAGAAUGAAAUUUCUCCACAAGAAAUGAGACCUUAGAGUGCCACUGUUGCAGGGAGAAGUGAUUUCUUUCACAGUUCAGCAGACGGAAAAUGGACCCAUUUUUCCCCCAUUCCCAUUUUGCCUGCUCCCAAGGAGGGGAAAGCCCAACCCAGGAAGCAGGGUGUCCGGGAGUUGUGCUUAGAUGAAGAGCUGGCCUCUGGUCUCCUAGAAUGGCGCUAAGGGGGACACAGCGAAGAGGCUGCUGGGGGGACGGGACUCUCAGCUUCGACCAAGAACAUGCACUGGACAAAGCAUUCUCGAGACUCUCUCCAUUGGCGCUUUGCAGAUUUCAUGGUGGUUUGGGAUUUGUUUUUUUCCCUAUUUCUUAGCUAUUAAACAUUUUGAAAUGUUGUUUUUUAUUUAUAUUGAGGUUAAGAAGAGUAUUAGCCAAUGACACUUGCCCCGGGCUCCUCUCUCAAAUGGCAGCAAGGAGGUUGCUGGAUGGAAGCUGCAUUAACCUGGACUCUCAGAUACUGACGGGGACCAUAUGAUGAAAAGGGGGCGAAGCAGGAGGCCGUUAGAGGGAAGGUGAGGCAGGGGAACCACUGAGUCUGCUGAGAAUUUGAUACCCACUCCAGCAACCACUAUGGGAUGGAAGAUUUGCCGUCCCUCCUAGUGGGCAUCCUUUCUCGGAGUAAGCUGAGAGGCUGAUGCGAUGUAAUUAAAAGUGAGUGAUGUUAAAGAAAA
Podarcis raffonei (Aeolian wall lizard) is the source of this 4396-nucleotide messenger RNA. It is a transcript of the gene DENND2A, whose product is annotated as DENN domain containing 2A. The record is from RefSeq and is a predicted model, not a curated record. NCBI's taxonomy places the organism in Eukaryota, Metazoa, Chordata, Lepidosauria, Squamata, Lacertidae. The transcript has 20 exons. Bases 375 to 3698 code for a protein of 1107 amino acids. Gene Ontology annotation, cellular component: actin cytoskeleton. Gene Ontology annotation, biological process: retrograde transport, endosome to Golgi.